Actinia tenebrosa (Australian red waratah sea anemone) is the source of this 1595-nucleotide messenger RNA. RefSeq names its product histamine H2 receptor. NCBI's taxonomy places the organism in Eukaryota, Metazoa, Cnidaria, Anthozoa, Actiniaria, Actiniidae. Gene Ontology annotation, cellular component: plasma membrane. Gene Ontology annotation, molecular function: G protein-coupled receptor activity. The record is from RefSeq and is a predicted model, not a curated record. Gene Ontology annotation, biological process: G protein-coupled receptor signaling pathway.
AAAUAUAGGCUAUAUGAGCCUAAUGCAUCAAUAAGCUUUUAUCAUAUCCAGCUACAAUCAUAAAUACGAGUACUUAGUCAAGAUUGGUAAGCCGGAACUGCAUUAAUAUAAAUCACGCAAUCUGUUAAUUGGUAUCGAAAUUUCAUUGGCUGACUUCUUCGACCUGGGCUUUUAAGCUGACAAGACUUAUAAAGCCGCUUGUUUUCUUCCUUUGCCGUUAAGUAAACUCUGAUGGUUAUAUAGAGAGAGAUCGUGCAGUCAUAAAGUGGAAAAUCAGCACGCCGCACAAACACAGACUCAAACUCCAAACACCUCUUGAAUCUGAGCAACGACAUAGAUGGUUGAGGUUAACCAGAUUCAACUCAAAAAAAUCAACUUUGAAAUAGGAUAUCGGAUCAGUCGUGAAGAAGAAACAAGCUAAACUUGGAAAAUGCAAGGGGAAUGAGAACGAUCGAGUUCAGAUGUUUAAAAACUCAAAGUACAAGAUAAAACGUAAAAAUUCUUGGCUGAUUUGACUUUUCUUGUCGGCUUGGUUAGCCAUGAACAAUUCUACCUUUGAGCUUCCUACUUGGACCGUAGCACCAACUACUUCAUCCCAAGACUAUGGCACAUGCAUUGAGACUCUGCGUUCUGUACCCUUUCUAAUCUUAGUCUCUCUAACUGCACUGUCUAGUAUUCUAGCUGUUGUUGGCAAUGCCUCUAUACUCUGGGCAGUCCAUAAAAACAAGUCCUUACGAAACGUCUCUAACAACCUUAUAGUGUCAUUGUGUUUAUCCGAUUUGAUCACAGGGCUUCUGGUCAGCCCACUCUCUAUUGCUAUGGCAACGCUACUGCGGCAUGAAGAAGAGCACGAACGUCUAGAGAGCUUUCUAUUUUUCUUCCUUGGAGUCGUAUUGAUCAACACAACUCUGACCCUAUCUACAGUCAGCGUUGACAGAUAUAUUGCAAUAGUCUUUCCUUUACGUUACAAAGAACUUGUCACGCAACGCAAGUCCGUCUGUAUAUUGAUUGGCACGUGGACUUUUGCAGUUGUAACGCCAUCUCCUCGUUUGGUUUUUCUUCAAGAGCAUUUGGAACAAAUCAUAUUUGGAAGUAUCGUGAUAGCGCUGAGUAUUCCACUCGUCAUCACAGUUUACUGUUACUUUAAGAUCUUGAAAGUAGCUCAGAAACAAGCUGUUUGUCCAGUAACGAGUGGUCUCAACGUUGCUUAUUACACACUUAAGAACAAGAAAACUACUAUUACUAUGGCGAUGAUACUAGGUCUGUUCACUGUGGUGUACACGCCUUUGUUUGGAUUUGCUGCGCUUGCGCUGUCUGGCCACCAAGUGUGUCACGUGCACGAGGCAGGUGAUUGGCUGUGGCCAACGUUCGUCGUUUGCGCAAGCGCAGCGCUAAACCCUCUUGUCUACGGGAUAAGGAACAUGAUGAUUAGAAACGCUCUCAAGAAAAUAUUUAUAGAUAUUUUUAAAAGGGAGCAAGUAGAUAAAAACAGAGCGCGCAACCUAGUAAUGCAUCGAUAAUUGGAUUGAAAUAAAAACCCGAUAGCUGAUGUUAAGUAGAAACAAAGAGGAGAGAAACGAGUAGUGAAGAGAGGA